Molecule: messenger RNA, 2070 nt
Organism: Ogataea philodendri
Lineage: Eukaryota; Fungi; Ascomycota; Pichiomycetes; Pichiales; Pichiaceae
Exons: 1
Coding region: 1-2070 (689 amino acids)
Biological process (GO): carbon catabolite repression of transcription
Cellular component (GO): cell division site; nucleus; cell tip
Molecular function (GO): protein binding
Source: RefSeq, a predicted model, not a curated record
AUGUACUUACCAGCAGAUUUGUCCCGUUUCAAUAAACUGCCAAAUAAUCAGUUUCAGAACGUACUAAGCAACAGCAUUCUUCCGAUUCAGUCUACAGACCCUAACUGUCUCUUCAGAUUGAACGAAGAGCAAUUUAGUUUUGAACAUCUAGAUGGUACAUUCAAACCUGACACGGCCAUACGUAUUUCGCGAACACCUUUGAUCUCCAGCGAUCCAAGCACUUACGCUUCUUUAUCGAAGUUUGUGGAACAAAACCUUCGAAAGUAUCACACUACAUUGGGCAACAUUAACCAAAAUCAACUUACGAAUCCCCUUUCCCUACCUCCAGAACCAACUGGUGUACAACCAGAUGGAAAAACAGAAGUGCUUCCCAUCGGCUAUGGAAUAAAUCCUUUGAUUGCCGACCCUUUUAAAAAUGUUCACCUUACACCAGGUUGUCUUGCUGAUGUGAUCAACUUUGAUGACCAGAAGCAGAAGCCACAUGAUUAUAAGCUUUCAAAUCCAAACUCUGUCCGCUUAUGGACUAAACCAAAAAGUUUGAAAAAUGAUAUAAAUCCUUCCUCUGAGGAUUUGAAGGUUCCCAAAAGCAGUUUGGUACGAUCCACCUCCAACUUCAUUGCUAAAGUUCUGACGGCCGAUGGUUUUAACAGAAAGUUUUCUAAUUCGGAAUCAGUCUUAUUAGCAUGUCACGGAAGAGUUUUGAACUUGAUUACAUUAGCCGACGACGCUAAAGAAAUUGAUGCAGAGAUACCUCUGUUGAAAGUUGUCUUUUCAACAGGUAUUAUCACGGCGAUGUCACACAUCCACUAUGUCACCACUUCAGGGGAGACUGCAUUGGAUGUUUUGAUAGCGUUCGCUUCUGGUGAUAUCUUCUGGCUAAAUAUUCCGAAAUUGAAAUAUUCUCGCUGGAAUAAGAAUGCAAAACUCAAAAAUAAACCUGUUAUUUCUUUACAAUGGUCAAACUGUGGAAACUUUGCAACUGUCGGAUUUGGAGAUGGUGAGGUGAUGAUCUUUCAUAGAGAUUUUGAAGAUUCAGAAGUUUACAAAGUUGAGGAACGAAACGCAGAAAAGCUGAAGAACAUAUCAGUGCUUCAUUCCCUCAAGUCGAGCCCGUCUUCAACCUUCAGUAAUCCAAUUGCGCAUUAUAAGUUCUCGUCCAAAGCUAUCACAGGUUUGAAUUGUCACCCGGAGUUUUCAAACAUUUGGGCCGUGGCAUGUGACGAUGGGUUCGUGAGGAUUUUUGAUAUGUUUGCAGAGCAUAUCACCGACUUGGUAUCAUCAUAUUAUGGAGGCGUCCUUGACGUUUUAUUUACGCGAGAUGGCAAGUAUCUACUCACAGGUGGGGAAGAUGACAUUGUUUCAGUGUUUGAGUUCACUAACGUUGGUUUAAGCAACACUUCAAAUGGCCUCAUCAAAUUAGUCGUGCGUCUGGAGGGAUCAAGAUCGUGGGUACGUGCAAUUAAUGUCGACCUCUUUAAAACGACAUCCGGUUUGCUUUACAGGAUCGGUACCGCGGGGGAUGAUGGGUCGAUAAGAUUUUAUGAAUUCCAGCCUAGAAACCUUCCGAAGAUUCGGAAAUUAAAGGCAAGAGGCAAGCCUUUAAUAAACCAGAGACAAAAGUCAAGUUUGACCUUGAAUUCCCAAAGUGAGGUCAGCUUCAAGCAGUCUAUUGCCGCAUCGGAAACUAUGAGGCGCAGUUGGUUACAAGGUUCAAAAUUCGAGUCACAAACAGGAUCAGUGUCGUCUUUGACAUCUUUAAACCGUCUGCAGCAUCUUUCCCUGUAUGAAAUAAUCAAUCAGGACAAAGUGGAGAAUAUGAAAAAGCAUGAAGAUUCAAACACGCAGGGAACCAACGGUAACCUCAUUUUCAAAAGCCAAGAGUCUGUUCUCCAAACCCCAAAGAGAAAUGUAUCCCUUCACUCCAUUACUAAAUGGCGUGACUGCCCAAUAAUCUAUCCAAUUGGAGAGAAAAACAUUCAGCUAGGUAGACUAAGUGGCCUUCAGUUUGAAAAACAUUUUGUUUGGGCAUUUGUGUCUACAGGUGAUUUGAUCCGUUGGAGAAGACCUUGA